Terrapene triunguis (Three-toed box turtle) is the source of this 1546-nucleotide messenger RNA. It is a transcript of the gene PYROXD2, whose product is annotated as pyridine nucleotide-disulphide oxidoreductase domain 2. The transcript is spliced from 14 exons. The annotation marks the transcript as partial. The record is from RefSeq and is a predicted model, not a curated record. Gene Ontology annotation, molecular function: oxidoreductase activity. NCBI's taxonomy places the organism in Eukaryota, Metazoa, Chordata, Testudines, Emydidae.
CGGCAGCGAAGGCCAGGCCUGGUGGCAGCCGGUGCCCAGCACGGCCAUGGCAGCCAGACACGGGCUGGGCAGGGCCUGGGCCGGCUGCAGCCUGCAGGGCCGGAGGCUGGCUCACGCCGGGGCCAGGCGCCAGCUGCAGCGGGAGUACGACGCUGUGGUGAUAGGGGGAGGGCACAACGGGCUGGUUGCAGCUGCCUACCUGCAGAAGUCGGGCGUGCGGACAGCCGUGCUGGAGCGGCGUCACCUGCUGGGAGGUGCCGCGGUCACAGAGGAGAUUGUCCCAGGCUUUAAGUUCUCCAGAGCGUCCUACCUGCUCAGCCUGCUGCGGCCGCGGAUCUCCACAGAGCUGGAGCUGCAGAGGCAUGGUCUGAGGGUGUACACCCGCGACCCCUACUCCUUCACCCCCGUGCUGGAGGAUGGACAAGCCUGGCGCUCGCUCCUGCUGGGCCACGACAUGGUGGAGACCCAGCGGCAAAUCGCUCAGUUCUCCUCCAAGGACGCACAGGCCUAUCCAAAGUACGAGGCGUUCCUGAGCCGCUUGGUGUCGGCCCUCGACCCGCUGCUGGACGCCGCACCGGUGGACCCCGCCGCCUGGAGCCAGGGCCCCCUGCUGCAGCGGCUCCGCGCCCUGCGAGGCCUGCAGCCCCUGCUGCGGGCGGGCCUGGCGCUGGGGAAGCAGCUGCCGCAGUAUUACCAAGUGCUCACGGCCCCAAUCACCAGGAUUUUGGAUCUCUGGUUCGAGUCGGAGCCCUUGAAAGCGACCCUGGCUACGGAUGCAGUGAUCGGCGCCAUGGCCAGUCCCCACACGCCCGGCAGCGGGUAUGUGCUGCUGCACCAUGUGAUGGGCGAGCUGGAGGGGCGGAAGGGGGCCUGGGGCUACGUGGCAGGCGGCAUGGGAGGGGUGUCCCAGGCCAUCGCCGGCGCAGCUGCUGCCCACGGGGCAGACAUCUUCACCGAGAAGCCGGUCGCCCGCGUGCUGCUGGGCCUACGCGGGGAGGCGCAGGGGGUCGUCCUGCAGGACGGGACCGAGGUGAAGAGCAAACUGGUUCUGUCCAAUGCGUCUGCUCAGCUCACGUUCCUGCAGCUCGUUCCCCCGGAGCAGGUGCCGGAGGAGUUCCUCCAGCACGUGGCGCAGCUCGACACGCGCUCCCCCGUCACCAAGAUCAACGUGGCUGUGGAUCGGCUGCCCAGCUUCCUGGCUGCGCCCAACGCCGGUGCUGGCCGCCCGCUGCCCCAUCACCAGUGCUCCAUCCACCUGAACUGCGAGGACACGGACCUCCUCCACCGCGCCUUCCAGGAGGCCAGCAGUGGGGAGCCUUCCACCAGGCCCAUGAUCGAGCUGUGCAUCCCCUCAGCUCUGGACCCCACGCUGGCCCCCCCGGGCUGCCACGUGGUCUCUCUCUUCACGCAGUACACCCCAUACGCGCUGGCUGGCGGGCGGCCGUGGGACGAGCAGGAGCAGAACGCGUACGCAGACAGGGUGUUUGACUGGGUCGAGGCCUACGCGCCAGGCUUCAAGGCAUCCGUCGUUGGCAGAGACAUCCUG